This is a messenger RNA of Suillus subaureus, 3048 nucleotides long. RefSeq lists its product as uncharacterized. Lineage: Eukaryota; Fungi; Basidiomycota; Agaricomycetes; Boletales; Suillaceae. The coding region runs from base 1 to 3048 and encodes 1015 amino acids. Gene Ontology annotation, molecular function: DNA-binding transcription factor activity, RNA polymerase II-specific; zinc ion binding; RNA polymerase II cis-regulatory region sequence-specific DNA binding. Gene Ontology annotation, biological process: positive regulation of transcription by RNA polymerase II; negative regulation of transcription by RNA polymerase II. The transcript has 9 exons. The record is from RefSeq and is a predicted model, not a curated record.
AUGCCGUCCAUAGUCAACCUCAAGUUCAAGGGUAACAAGUCUUUUGUUGCUUUUAGCAACUUGAGCGACACCGAGUCACUCACAAAAACUUGGAAGGUAUGCACCAAAGUGGCAUCAUAUCUCGAGCAGGGCCAACGCCUCGAGAAUCUUUCUUGGCGACUUUGGCACUUGCAGAACUUAAUGGUCGACACCGACAAUGCAAAGUCCAAACGCGAAUUCAAGAAGUUGUCAAAGAACAUGGGUGACAAACUCGACAAGGAGAAGGGCCGCGCUAUUGAAUCUCUCGAGGCACCUGACUUCAAACGAAACGCUUCAACUGACCUCAUCCGUCAACGAGCUGUCGAACGCGAACGUUCCCGAGAGGCUUCCCAAAACGCCCGGCCCGGUACUAUUAAGCGAAUGCAGUUUACAUUCAGUAUCGACGCUCCUCCCGGUUCGUUCCCCGCGACCUCUCUUCAUCCUAUACCUUCUCUGGUGAAGGCUCCACCCCCACCAAGCCAGACCUCAGGCCUAGCGCCGAGUUCAGAGAGGGUCGCAGGCGCAGGAGAGAAUGGUGUUUCUUCCUCUGCUACGCACGACUCAUCUUACGAAAAAUUCGUGGCCUCGUACGAAAAACUUCAUUUCCCUCCUAUUUUUAGCACUUCGUUCGGCCCAACUGCUCUCCUCUACUCCACCCCUACCCUAUCUAACCCUAUGAGCUAUGGCGAAGGCGUCAGUGGCGGCUGCGCAACCGGCUUUAGCAUUUUCCGUCCGACUAUCGAACUCCCCCUAGACGAGCUUCUGGGCGAGGAGUACGAUGGUGAAGACGACCGAAUGGCCGACGCUCCCAUUUCUCAGCCAGACGAUACGAAAGAGGACGGGAAUGACGAAUCCCGAGGGCGAGCCCUCCUUGGCGGGUCUUCUGCAGCUGUAGCUUCUCCCGAGCAAGACGUCUUGAUGAGCGACUCUCGUCAGCAGCAACAACCACAGCCAGCCAUUCCUGAUCCGUUCCCAGUCCCGCAGGUUCCUUCUCACACUCACACUCACACACAAUCGCACCCGCGCACUCGCGGCAAGGACCGCUCCGGCAAGACGCCAACUAACCGUCCUGUACUGACUGUGCAAACCUCUGCCACUAAGAAGACUAAAGCUGGACGUCGUGCUUCUGGAAGCGUAAAGAGUCCCUCGUCUGCUGCCCCGUCGGCAUCUGCUCUCAAGCACUCUGCUGCUGCGACCGUGAAACAUAUUGCAACCGCGACGGUACCUGCUUCCGCUACCGCGACAAGUCUUAAUCCCCUUCUCACCCUUGGAGGCGCUGCACCGGGAGGAAAAGCAACACUUACUGCUCCCGGCGGCGUCAAGGCUGAGUGUAGUAACUGCGGCGCUACCCAUACCCCGCUAUGGAGAAGGGGCUUGAAUGACGAGUUGAAUUGUAACGCUUGUGGUCUUUAUUGCAAAUUGCAUAAACGUCCGCGUCCAAAGUCCAUGCGUGCUAGUCAUGGAGAAGGACGACGCGGUGGUGUGUCGUCUUUGGCAUCUGCGUUAUCUACGUUGGCCUCGAUUGCGGCGCCACCACCUUCCUCUGCUGCUGCGACACCGGUUGUGGAGGCGGUGAGUCCCGGUGUAAGUGCGGCAGCUGCAAGUGCCAUUGCGAAUGUGAGUUCGGGUGCGGGUCCGAGUGCAGGUGUCAAUGCGAAUGCCACUGCUGCAAGCUCAGUUAAAGUUGCUGGUGCUGGCGUGAGUUCGAGUUCGGGCGCCGGCCCAAGUGUCACUGCGACUGCUAGUGCUACUAUCACUGCGACUGCUACUGCGGGCAUGGGAUUAGGUGCAGGCAGGGGCGAAGUCGUGGAAAUCAUUGGCAGCGCGCAGUGCUAUAACUGCCACACAACUGCAACCCCUUUGUGGAGGAAGGACGACGAAGGCAAGACCGUUUGCAAUGCAUGCGGCCUUUACUAUAAGCUCCACGGCUCCGCUCGUCCCAUUAGUAUGAAAUCCGAUAUCAUUCGCAAGCGUUCUCGACACGACGCUCGUGCGCAGCGCUCCUCCCUCACCGACACCCCCAACGCUUCUAACACGCCAGGUACUCCCUCCGAGACGCCUUCUCAAACACAGACGCCAUCGGCGUCUCCAGGCGUCUCGCGUCGUCCUACGCCGUCGCCGUCCCCAAUCCUGGCACCAGACAGCACGACACAGCCUGUUGCCUCGCACAGCAUGAGUGCGGGGAUGGGCGCGGGCGCAGGCAUGGUGGGUACGGGUAUGGGGGGCAGCAGUGAGUUAAUGGGUGCGUUGGGUGACACCUACGCGGUGUAUAACCCCUUCCCUGGGCCGUACCACCCGGACUAUCUCAGUCAGAAUUGGGUGCCGCCCAGUAUGACUGGCGUCAGUGGUGGCACAAACGAGGCGUUACCGUUUUCUGGAGUCGACUGUGUUGACGGGGAAGCGGGUUCCAACGCGUCUUCGUCUAACGCUUCUCCAAAUACCAAUGGUGCCAGCAACGUCCCUAACAAUAAUGUCAAUACUACCACAAACGCCAACUUGAACUCUAGCACCACUGGGCGUACUGCCAAGCGCCGUCGUAUGAGCACUGACAGUGUGUCAGAGCCUCCUAGCAGCGCGGUUUCUUACUCAUCUUAUGGAGGGGACAGUUUCACGACGGGCUCUGGUGCGACGAGUGCAGGCACCACUUCGUCUUCGCGGCGUAGCAGCAUGGACUUCCCUUUCUUCAGUCCCUACACCGUGUUCCGAGGGAACGGUAACAACGCGUUCUGGCACCACUCUAGCAACGGCGGCGCUGAUCGCAGCCCACAAUUCGUGCAUCCUCCAAUGUUGCCUGAUGCUGUUGGAGUCUCUGACGGACAUGCACAUGGGCACGGGCACGGACGUGGUGGGCAUGGACAUGGGAUGGAUUUCCUGCACCCGCCAAUGAUGCUUCCGCAGGAGGAAGAGAGUCUCUUUGCGACCUAUUUGCAUCCACCGAUGAUUCUUCCGCAGGAAGGCGAGCAGGUGCAGCACGGGUACGAAUAUGGGCAAGGGGAGUACUACGAGACGGGCAACAUGCAGCAGUACUAG